AUGCAGGGUGGUGUGGGUUCUAUGGAUGGAAUUAUUGACACUGUUUCUGCUGAUCAUCCUCUUGUGCCUUUGAUUGCUCUGUUAAAGCCUAAUGGUAAACUGGUUUUGGUUGGUGGUCCAACCAAGCCGUAUGAGCUACCUGCUUUUCCUUUGCUUUUUGGUAGGAAGAUGGUGGGAGGAAGUUUGAUAGGAGGGAUAAAGGAGACACAAGAGAUGAUUGAAUUUGCAGCAAAACAUAAUAUAACGGCAGCGAUUGAACUCAUUCCCAUUGAAUAUAUCAACACUGCAAUGGAGCGUCUUGCAAAAGCUGAUGUCCGUUAUCGCUUUGUUAUUGAUAUUGGCAACACAUUAAAAGCAGCAUAAUAAUUGUAGUGAUUGUGGUUUGAGUUUUGAGUUUGAGACUUUCGGUCAGUGGUAUAUUAUGACCAUUUUCUAUUUUCUUGUUAUGGAAAUUAUUAAUAUCAGUAAAAUAUUAUAAAUUAUAAAUUAUAAAUUUGUGUGAUAUGUAACAACUAACCCCCAGGUUGUCUCCGGUG
This is a messenger RNA of Lactuca virosa, 536 nucleotides long. NCBI's taxonomy places the organism in Eukaryota, Viridiplantae, Streptophyta, Magnoliopsida, Asterales, Asteraceae. The record is from the annotation of a GenBank genome assembly.